AGUGGAUUCUCUCUGAUGUCUCUCAUCCUGUACUUUGUGACUUCUAUGGACUCGGGAUCGUUAGUUAUAGAUUGUCUAGCAUCUAAUGGGCAUCCUGACCCACCAGCUAUACAGCGGCUAACAUGGGCUAUACUUGAAGGACUAACAGCUACAGCUCUGCUCGUGGCUGGGGGAACAAAGGUUCUAAACGCACUUCAGGCUGUUGCUAUUGCUUCUGGUGUGAUCUAUAUUGUUCUGAUAUCCUUGGGAUGUCUGGCACUAUGGCGGGGUCUAGAGGUGUCCGCAGGUGAUGUACCAGACGAUGGUGGACAGAGCUUUAACAUUGAUAUCCUUGAUACUCUACUAGCAGACCCUAUAGCGGAAAUGGUUUCCUUAUCGUUUCACAAGAGAACUAAGAGAAGAUUAAUUCUGUUGUCAAAAUUCUUUCUGAAUAUCUUCGCUGCCCCUUACAGUGUUGCCAAGUCAAGUGCCCUGGUAUCCGGAUCAGAAAGUUAUCUAACUAAGCUUAUUAGUUUAUACACCUUCCUUCUACUCUUUAUAAUACUUCACGCUCUACAGCCAGUUGUGGAUGGAUUCUGGGCAAUGGCGUGGGUUUCCUAUAUCAUUCAUAGUUUUAUCAUCGCUACAGUCAGACAAUCGGUUCGUGAACAUCUUAGUAUUCCAGGAGGGCUGAUCGAGGACUUUUUGAUUUCCUUGAUCUUGUAUCCAGCAGUAGCAGUUCAAAUGGAACAUUCUCUUGGCAAGUUUAGUGCUAAGAGCAGUACUGAAGGGUCAAGGAACAAUAUUCCCAACGGUGAAAUUAACCCCAACGCAUGUGCCAGUGAAUUGGAUCUGAACGGAAUGGUGACGAACAAGGACGAUUGUUUGAAAAGAAUAGAACGCGGCAAUGGAAAACAAAACAAAGACUCUGCCACAAACCUAAAUACAGUUGCAUUUUUUACAGAGGAAUAAGAAUUCUCAGUAUAUAUUUAUUGUUGUACCUAAUCUUACUAUGUUUUAAUAGUAAUAAUAAAUAUUUAGAAUAGUA
Molecule: messenger RNA, 1027 nt
Organism: Eurytemora carolleeae
Lineage: Eukaryota; Metazoa; Arthropoda; Copepoda; Calanoida; Temoridae
Exons: 10
Coding region: 16-951 (311 amino acids)
Biological process (GO): nitrogen compound transport
Cellular component (GO): plasma membrane
Molecular function (GO): transmembrane transporter activity
Source: RefSeq, a predicted model, not a curated record